Messenger RNA from Rhinolophus ferrumequinum (greater horseshoe bat), 3016 nucleotides. RefSeq names its product integrator complex subunit 13 (gene INTS13). The record is from RefSeq and is a predicted model, not a curated record. Gene Ontology annotation, cellular component: integrator complex. Gene Ontology annotation, biological process: regulation of mitotic cell cycle; centrosome localization. The coding region runs from base 547 to 2685 and encodes 712 amino acids. NCBI's taxonomy places the organism in Eukaryota, Metazoa, Chordata, Mammalia, Chiroptera, Rhinolophidae. The transcript is spliced from 18 exons.
UACGCUUAAGGGGCCGUGGCUGGUUUAGCCGGUUCUAUGGUUGGUACUUCGCUGUUGGGGAGGCUCUCAGGUCGCCCGGAACAAAAUUCCCAAUGGGUGACUGGGAAAAUUAGCGGGUAGAAAAUCUUGAGGGUCGGAAGCAUUUGUUUUCCCCUUGGCUCCGCCCUCUUCCUGUUCAGCGACCUGGGCGUCUGGCCCACCGAGGGGGAAGGGCAGCUUGGCGGGGCCGUCGAAGAGUGCUUUGCGCACGCGCGAGUACCAGUGUGUGAGUGUUUGUGUUCACGCGCACGCGCGCGCGCGCUCCUGCAUUUAGGAAGCUUGGGAAGAACCGGUGUGUUAGGAGAUGAGCGGGGAAAGCAUAGUCCCCUGUCUUUGGUACAAGAUACUCCUGACUGUGCGCUGACCCUCCCCACCCAGCCAGCAGCCUUUGCCAGAGAGGCUGUAGUCCAUAGCUUCUGUUCGUUUUCUCUGCAGGACCAGGCACGAAAAAGCCUUGAGACUGUUUGGAGGGGGAAGCUCAAAACUCCUGACUUGGGUUAAAACAAAAUGAAGAUUUUUUCUGAAUCUCAUAAAACAGUAUUUGUUGUGGAUCACUGCCCUUACAUGGCAGAAUCAUGCAGACAGCAUGUCGAAUUUGAUAUGCUGGUGAAGAAUAGGACCCAAGGAAUCAUCCCUUUGGCCCCCAUAUCUAAGUCAUUGUGGACUUGCUCAGUAGAAUCUUCCAUGGAAUAUUGUAGAAUAAUGUAUGAUAUAUUUCCUUUCAAAAAGCUGGUGAAUUUCAUUGUGAGUGACUCUGGAGCACAUGUUUUAAAUUCUUGGACUCAAGAAGACCAAAAUUUGCAGGAGCUAAUGGCAGCAUUAGCUGCUGUAGGGCCUCCUAAUCCCCGGGCAGAUCCAGAAUGCUGCAGUAUUCUACAUGGUCUUGUUGCAGCAGUGGAAACCCUCUGUAAAAUUACAGAAUACCAACAUGAGGCCCGUACUCUACUAAUGGAGAAUGCAGAACGUGUUGGAAAUAGAGGACGAAUAAUCUGCAUUACUAAUGCAAAAAGUGAUAGUCAUGUGCGAAUGCUUGAGGACUGUGUCCAGGAAACGAUUCAUGAGCAUAACAAGCUUGCUGCAAAUUCAGAUCAUCUCAUGCAGAUUCAGAAGUGUGAGCUGGUCUUGAUCCAUACCUACCCAGUUGGUGAAGACAGCCUUGUUUCUGAUCGUCCUAAAAAAGAGUUGUCCCCUGUUUUAACCAGUGAAGUUCAUAGUGUUCGUGCAGGACGGCAUCUUGCUACCAAAUUAAAUAUUUUAGUACAGCAACAUUUUGACUUGGCUUCAACUACUAUUACGAAUAUUCCAAUGAAGGAAGAGCAACAUGCUAACACAUCUGCCAAUUAUGAUGUGGAGCUACUUCAUCACAAAGAUGCACAUGUAGAUUUCCUGAAAAGUGGUGAUACCCACUUAGGUGGCAGCAGUAGAGAAGGCUCAUUUAAAGAAACAAUAACAUUAAAGUGGUGCACACCAAGGACAAAUAACAUUGUGUUUUCUUCUAUUUCAGAAUUACACUAUUGCACUGGCGCUUAUCGAAUUUCACCCGUAGAUGUAAAUAGUAGACCUUCUUCCUGCCUUACUAAUUUUCUUCUAAAUGGUCGUUCUGUUUUAUUGGAACAGCCACGAAAGUCGGGUUCCAAAGUCAUCAGUCACAUGCUUAGUAGCCAUGGAGGAGAGAUUUUUUUACAUGUCCUUAGCAGUUCUCGAUCCAUCCUGGAAGACCCACCUUCAAUCAGUGAAGGAUGUGGAGGAAGAGUUACAGACUACCGGAUCACAGAUUUUGGUGAAUUUAUGAGGGAAAACAGAUUAACUCCUUUUCUAGACCCCAGAUAUAAAAUCGAUGGAAGUCUUGAGAUCCCUUUGGAACGAGCAAAAGAUCAGUUAGAAAAACACACCCGAUACUGGCCUAUGAUUAUUUCACAAACCACCAUUUUUAACAUGCAAGCGGUAGUUCCAUUAGCCAGUGUUAUUGUGAAAGAAUCUUUGACAGAGGAAGAUGUGUUAAACUGUCAAAAAACUAUAUACAACUUAGUUGAUAUGGAGAGAAAAAAUGAUCCUCUACCUAUUUCCACAGUUGGUACAAGAGGAAAAGGCCCUAAAAGAGAUGAACAAUACCGUAUCAUGUGGAAUGAAUUAGAAACCCUUGUCAGAGCCCAUAUCAAUAACUCGGAGAAGCAUCAAAGAGUCUUGGAAUGUCUGAUGGCCUGUAGGAGCAAACCCCCGGAAGAAGAAGAACGAAAGAAACGAGGAAGAAAGCGGGAGGACAAAGAGGACAAGUCAGAGAAAGCAGUGAAAGAUUAUGAGCAGGAGAAGUCUUGGCAAGAUUCAGAGAGAUUAAAAGGAAUCUUAGAGCGUGGAAAAGAAGAGUUGGCUGAAGCAGAGAUUAUAAAAGAUUCGCCUGAUUCCCCAGAACCCCCAAACAAAAAGCCCCUUGUUGAGAUGGAUGAAACUCCUCCAGUAGAAAAAUCAAAAGGGCCAGUGUCCUUAUUAUCCUUAUGGAGUAAUAGACUCAAUACUGCCAAUUCCAGAAAACAUCAGGAGUUUGCUGGACGUUUGAACUCUGUUAAUAACAGAGCUGAGUUAUAUCAACAUCUUAAAGAGGAAAAUGGAAUGGAGACAACAGAAAAUGGAAAAGCUAGCCGGCAGUGAAUGGUGACUUGAGGAACUUAAUUUACUAUAUUGUAUAAAUAUUUUGGGCGGAAUUUGAUAUAAGAACUUUUACAGCAAGAUUGUAUAGUUAUGUUGCCUGGACUGGUUUUUACAUUUUUAAAAUAUUUCAACUAACUGUAUCUUUUUUGUAUUAAUUGUAAAAUUGGCACAUAUGUCAAAAAAAAAAAAAAAGAAAGAAAAUUGAGAUUUGCCCUCCCAACUCACACAAAUUUAUUUUAUGGUAAAGGGUUUUCCCUCUGGAAAUGUAUUUUAAAAAAUUCUUAGCCUUCUCUUUGCUAAAUAAAACUCUUAAAAUAUCUGAAAUGCAAAA